Cynara cardunculus var. scolymus (artichoke) is the source of this 3297-nucleotide messenger RNA. RefSeq names its product villin-4-like. Gene Ontology annotation, molecular function: actin filament binding. Bases 1 to 2931 code for a protein of 976 amino acids. The transcript has 21 exons. Gene Ontology annotation, biological process: cytoskeleton organization; actin filament severing. The record is from RefSeq and is a predicted model, not a curated record. NCBI's taxonomy places the organism in Eukaryota, Viridiplantae, Streptophyta, Magnoliopsida, Asterales, Asteraceae.
AUGUCUCUUUCUAUGAAAGAUGUAGAUCCAGCCUUUCAAGGCGCCGGACAAAAAGCCGGAAUUGAGGUAUGGCGCAUCGAGAAUUCUAAGCCGGUGGCUGUCGCAGAGUCUUCUUAUGGUAAAUUUUAUACAGGGGAAUCCUAUAUUAUUUUGAAGAGUAACGCUACAAAAAAUGGUGCCUUCCGCUAUGACAUCCACUAUUGGCUAGGUAAAGAUACAAAUCAGGAUGAAGCUAGGACAGCAGCCAUUAAGACACUUGAACUUGAUGGAGCUCUUGGAGGACGAUCUGUUCAGUAUCGUGAAUUACAAGGACAUGAGACUGAGAGGUUCCUUUCUUACUUUAAGCCAUGUAUCAUACCUCGAGAAGGUGAACCUGAAGAGCACAAAACUCGUAUGUUUGUAUGCAAAGGAAAGCAUGUGGUUCAUGUACAAGAGGUUCCUUGUGCUCGAUCCUCGCUCAAUCAUGAUGAUGUCUGUAUCUUGGACAGUAAAAAUAAGAUUUUCCAGUUUAAUGGAUCCAAUACUUCCAUACAAGAAAGGGCUAGAGCACUAGAAGUUGUGCAGUAUAUCAAAAAUAAUUACCAUCUUGGGAAGUGCGAUAUAGCUACCAUCGAGGAUGGGAUGCUAAUGGCUGAUGCUGAAGCUGGAGAAUUUUGGGGUUUCUUUGGUGGCUUUGCUCCGCUUCCAAGGAAAACAAAUGUGAAAGCCGCACAGAGUACCAAUGCUGUUCCUACUCAGCUAUUUUGUGUCAAGAAGGGGCAGGCAGAACGUGUUGCUGCUAAGUCAUUGACAAAAAAGUUACUAGACUCACACAACUGUUAUCUUCUGGAUUGUGGAGAAGUAAUUUAUGUGUGGAUGGGACGAAACACUUCUCUAGCAGAAAGAAAAGCUGCAAGUGAAGCUGCAGAAGAACAUCUACGAGCCCAAGAUAGACCAACAUCUAAUAUAAUCUGCAUGAUUGACAAUUUUGAGACGGUAUCUUUUCGAUCAAAGUUUAAUUCCUGGCCCCAAUCGGACGCAGACGCAUCUGAGGAUGGUAGAGGCAAGGUGGCUGCACUUCUAAAACGCCGAGGGCUCGAUGUUAAGGGUCUACUUAAAUCUGCUCCCACACAGGAGGAGGAAGAACCUCAACCAUAUAUUGAUUGUAGUGGAAAUUUGCAGGUCUGGCGUGUGAAUGGCCAAGAAAAGAAUCUUCUAGGAGACGAUGACCAGUCAAAGUUUUACACUGGAGAUUGCUAUAUCUUUCAAUAUACAUAUACUGGAACAGAUCAAGAGGAAUGCCUUAUAGGGUCAUGGUUUGGAAAGCGAAGUGUUGAGGAAGAAAGAGAUUCAGCUAUCUCACAGGCAAACAAGAUGGUUGAGUCUUUCAAGUUUUUGGCUACUCAGGCAUUCAUUUACGAAGGAAGGGAACCUUUCCUUUUCUGUGCAAUAUUUCAGAGCUUUAUGGUCCUCAAGGGUGGUCUCAGUAGUGGAUACAAGAAAUACAUAUCAGAGAACGGACUACCCGAUGAUACCUAUAGAGAGGAUGGAAUUGCACUAUUUCGCGUUCAAGGCACUGGACCAGAUAACAUGCAAGCAAUCCAAGUUGAACCUGUUGCUAAAUCCUUGAACUCCUCCUACUGUUACAUACUACACCAUGAUUCACUCAUCUUUACCUGGAAUGGAAGCCGUACGACUACCGAGGACCAUGAACUUGCCGAGAGGCAACUGGAUCUGAUAAAGCCUAAUAUGCAGACCAGAGUACAUAAGGAAAACACAGAAUCUGAACAGUUUUGGGAAAUUUUAGGCGGAAAAACUGAACAUGCCACUGAAAAGAUUGCAAGCGUUGCUGAAAGUGAUCCUCAUUUGUUCUCAUGCACAUUAUCCAAAGAGAAUGAUUGGGGUUUGCUGAUGCAGGUGUCUGAGAUAUACAACUUCAAUCAAAAUGAUCUGUUGGCUGAAGAUAUAUAUAUCAUUGAUUGUAACUCAAGCAUCUUUCUUUGGGUAGGGCAGCAGGUUGAUUCAAAAACCAAAACACAAGCAUUAGCUAUUGGCAAGAAAUUUCUGGAAUGCGAUGUUCUACUUGAGAAGUUAUCUCUUCAAACUCCUCUAUUUAUCAUAAUGGAAGGAAGUGAGCCACCAUUCUUCACACGUUUCUUCACAUGGGAUUCAACCAAAACUGCAAUGCAUGGCAAUUCAUUCCAAAGGAGGCUCUCUCUUAUAAAAGAUGGGGGCCGUUCAACGAUGAAUCUUAAACCCAAAAAGAGAGCACCAGUGUCAUUUGGAGGAAGGUCUAGCUCUGAAAAACCACAGCGUUCAAGGAGUGUGUCUUUCAGCUCUGACCGACCUCGUGCAAGGGGCAGAUCUCCAGCCUUCAAUGCUCUGGCUUCUAAGUUUGAUAAUCCAGGUGGAAGGAAUCUGUCAACGCCUCCUCCACUUGUCAAAAAGCUUUAUCCAAAAGUCGGUGAAGGUGAAGGUGGUGGCGGUGGCAGUGGAGGUAGUGGUGGGGGUCGCAGUGGUGGCAAUCUUGAUCUCUCUAAAAUUGUUUCCAAGUCUAAGGCUAUAGCAUCACUAACUGCCAAUUUUGAUAAACCAACACGAGAAAAACUUAUGCCUCGUUCUCUGAAAGGUAAUAUUUUGAAAUCCGAGUCAACAGCAAAACCUGAGUUGAACUCCAAGGCUAAUCCCAUGAGCAGUAGAAUAGGGGCCCAAACAAUGAAGGAAGAUGCCAAAGAGAAUGAGGCCGAAGAAGAGGAAGGGCUCACGAUAUACCCAUAUGAACGCCUUACAACAUCAUCGACUGAUCCUGCUCCAGAUAUUGAUGUAACCAAGCGAGAGAUAUAUCUGUCGUCGUCUGAGUUCAAGAAGAAAUUUGGAAUGACCAAAGACGCUUUCCGCAAGAUGCCAAAAUGGAAACAAAAUAAGAUGAAAGUGGCACUUAAGCUCUUCUGAAUCAUCUCCGAUCGAAGGAAACACAUGCUUAUGAAAUUUUUACGCUUUUUCUCCUCUCACCUGCCUUUGUUUAACUGUUUUCAAACCCAUAAAUUACCUCUCUAACUGCAGUUAUUUCUAUAUUUUGCAGCAGGUCCAAUUUUUUGUUGUUUUAGUCUGAUAUAGGGAGAGCCUUUUAGCUGCUUCUGCUCCCAAGAAGCUUCUUUUACAACUGAUACUGAGAGUUGGAGAGCAAAUUUCAAGCAACUCUACCUUCUGCAGGUCAUAUAUAUAUAUAUAGAUUUCAUUCUUCUAGAAUUUAAUUACUUCCAUUCUGUAUACCAGACCUGCUUUGCCAUUCUAUAUGAUCACAGGUUAUUUUUGCUC